AUGGUGGUGCGACCUCCGAUCGAAACAUGGAGUCGGGUGCAGUUGGAGGAGAAUUUCCACUCGGCCUAUCAGCAAUUGCAAACGGCUCAAAAGAAGAUCAACGAACAAGAGAAGAAAAUCACUGUGCUCAAUACGAGAUUGCGAUCGUCUGUGAUGGAACGAAAAGCAAAGGAGGAUGCUUAUGUGCUCAGGGAAAAAUACGAAGAACUUCAACGAGAAAAUCAAGUCCUUGCCUUGAAGCUGAAAACAGUGAAGCACCAGAUCCUCACCUAUACCACUCCUGCAGCGCGGCCUAUCACAGCAUCCGCGAUGACGGGUCGAACCACGUAUCGUCCACAGCCGUCUAUUCGACGUCUGCCGCAAACAGCUUCGACCGCCGCCGAUAAAACAAGCAGAACUGAACAGCCCAGUGAAAGAACAAGAACACCACCUGCUCGAAUAAGUGAGAGUUCGUUGAAAGACAAAGCCGCCUUCAUUCGUCUGAAUCGACUAGUCAGAGAGAAGAACAGCGAAGUGGCGGAACUUCAGUAUGAAAUUGAACGACUCAAUGGGCUCGUGGUGGACCUCCGUGCUCAGCUUGAGCAGAAGUCAUCUGCGGUGCGCGAGCUUGAGGUCGAAGCACGAAACGCAAGGGAGAGAAGUGACGACAGCCAAUAUGUAGGCAGAAUCGAGCUUCUCACCAAGCAGCUUGCAGUGAUCCAGUCAGAAAAUGAAGUGCUCAAAGAGGCGAACGAACGUCUCGUGAAGCAGUCACUAUCGAUGGAAUUCGAUGAAAGCGCGAAGGAACAAAUCGAACUGAGAAAGCAGAUUUCAUUCUUAGAGGAGAGGAUAAAGGAUAGUGAGCAGAAGAGGUUGCGAGCUGAGCAGAAGCUGAAAACGGAAAAGCAGAAGCUGAAGAGAUCACACAAAGCGGACAAGGCACAGCAGAAGGAGCCCACAAAGAGUGAAGAAUCUGUGGAUGAGUUUGAGAUGCCACCAAAGAAGGAAAGCAGUGACGGCAAACGAAGGAAAAAGAGCAAAAAUGACGACGACAUACUAGAGCGACUCUAUCGUGACGUAUCGGCUAUUCUUGAAUCCCAUGACGACCGCCUCGAGCAUGGCGACACCGAUGGAUCGGGCGUGUCUUCUGAGAAUAUUACGAAAUGGAAGAAGAUGUAUGCCGGUCUAUACGACGAGUUAGAGAAGGUCCGCAACAUGCUCCUCAUUCAACACAACAUCAAUCAGAAGCAGACUACUGAGAUCACCUUGCUACAAGAGGAGAUGGAGGCUGUGAAGGUGCGAUAUGAAACGAAGUUAGCGGAAAUGCGAGACAAGGUUGUGGAAAAGCAGAAAAAGGUGCUUCUGCUAGAGGAACAAAUUCGAUCCAUUGCCUACGGCACCCAGAAACCGAUUCCGCUCAAGGCGGUGGAAGCCAAGAAUGAACUCACAACAGAUCUUUCUAUUAUGUUCACCUCGAUCAGCCUCACAGAUGAGUUUGUUGCUGCAGUUGGCGUGUGCCCAGCAUACUUUCUGUCCCUGGAAUUCUUCGAUUUCGAACUGCAGACGACGCCGAUUCUAACGAAUCAGACGAACACCCUUGACUUCACCACGAUCUACAGUGUGGUGGUGUCAAAUCUCUUUGUGCACUACAUAGAAACGAAUGGCAUCACGAUCGAAAUGUAUUCGCCCAAAAAUACUGCAUAUACUCUAUUGGCUGCCGGU
Messenger RNA from Ostertagia ostertagi, 1701 nucleotides. NCBI's taxonomy places the organism in Eukaryota, Metazoa, Nematoda, Chromadorea, Rhabditida, Trichostrongylidae. The record is from the annotation of a GenBank genome assembly.